Messenger RNA from Cuscuta epithymum, 2588 nucleotides. Lineage: Eukaryota; Viridiplantae; Streptophyta; Magnoliopsida; Solanales; Convolvulaceae. The record is from the annotation of a GenBank genome assembly.
CAUUGAUCAAUGAGACAAAAGGCAACCCCCCAUCCCCCUCUCCUCAUCAUUUUCGGCCAUCCUUCAUCCAGCAAGAGCAAAAGAGCUUCCCACUUUCCUUCUCCAUUGUUGAAGAGAGCUCAUCAAGGAGGAAUCACCCAAAAAGGAGCUAAGGUGCUAAAAGUGUGAAAUAAUUAAGGCACUUGUAAAGGGUAUUUCAAGUGAUUUCACAAGGUUGGAAAAGUCGCCGGAGUUGUCGCCGGAGUUGACCAAAAGUCGCCGGAGUUUCACCGGAGUCCAACCAAGAAGGGUUGAACUUCUUAACGCUAGUUCAAGGUUGAAGCUAGGGCUUGCUACUUGCACCUUCUCGAGGGUGGUAUCAAAUCAGGAAGACGUGGUUCGUGCUUCCUUAUUUUCUUUCAAACUACCGUACACUUGCUCAUGGAUGUUUAUUUUACUAUAAACUAUUUUUGGGGCUUGCACGCCCAUGUUAUUGGCCGGUUGUGGCUCAUGACUUACCGUUGAAUAUUUCCGCUAUUCAUUGGUCUAAAUGUGAUGUUGUUAUGUAUGUUUACUACUGAGUAUCGAUGGAUUGUUUUCUCGAACGCCUUGUGUAAUUAAGUGAGGUUGACUCGUGGGUGACGUCACUUAGUUAUACGGCGGUUGUACACGCGCUUGGAUUGCGGUUUGGGGCGUGACAAUUAAGUGGUAUCAGAGCCAUCUCAGUUCUAAACUAUUUUUGGGGCUUGCACGCCCAUGUUAUUGGCCGGUUGUGGCUCAUGACUUACCGAUGAAUAUUUCCACUAUUCAUUGGUCUAAAUGUGAUGUUGUUAUGUAUGUUUACUACUGAGUAUGGAUGGAUUGUUUUCUCGAACGCCUUGUGUAAGUAAGUGAGGUUGACUCGUGGGUGACGUCACUUAGUUAUACGGCGGUUGUACACGCGCCUGGAUUGCGGUCUGGCAAGCAGGGAGGGUUCGUUGCACGCACGGCCGUGCGUGCCACCCAGGCACGCCGUGCGUGGACCCCCAACCCCCGAAAAUUUAUUUUUUCGCCCCGUUCUCCUACGUUUGGACCCCCCGUUUGAUUCCAAACCUUAGUAUUAACUUAAUAACCUCCUAAAGACGUGUAAAAACAUUAGAAAAUGUAUCUUACAUGGUGUAUAAAUGUAGGAACAUUAUGGAUCAAUGGUAGGUGUGCGAGGAUCCUCAUCGAUACCGGGGCACAACGCUCAUUUGUGAGUGAGGCGUUCGCCGAGGGCCUUGACGUGCCAUUGACACCUAUGACGCAAACGUUGCUAGUCUCCACACCGUUAGGGGACGAUGUGGAGAGAAAUCAUUACUAUCCAUCAUGUGAGGUAGAGGUGACGGGUCAACCCUUGACUUGUGAUUUCGUACCUCUAAGCAUGUUGGAGUUCGAUGCAAUCCUAGGAAUGGAUUGGCUUGAGAAGCACCAUGCUCGAGUAGAUUGCUACACCAAGGUGUUGGAGCUCGAGGAUGAUCAAGGAAACACGCUAUGUUUCGAAGGAGAUCGGGGGAAAUCAAAUGCUUGCAUCAUAUCCGUGAUGAGAGCACGGAAGAUGAUGAGAAAGGGGUGCCACGCAUACCUUGCUUACGUGGUGGACGAUACGAAGAAGGAAGUCGACAUCAAAGAUGUACGAGUAGUAUGCAAAUACCCGGAUGUCUUUCCCAAAGACCUACCGGGGCUCCCACCCGAUAGAGAGAUUGAAUUUGUAAUUGAAGUGGAGCCGGGAACCAAACCCAUUUCGAUUCCUCCUUAUCGAAUGGCACCGGCCGAACUUCAAGAGUUGAAGGUCCAACUACAAGAAUUAUUGGACAACGGAUUCAUCAGACCCAGUCAUUCACCGUGGGGGGCACCCGUACUCUUCGUGAAGAAGAAGGAUGGUACACUAAGAAUGUGUAUUGACUACCGACAGUUGAACAAGGUCACCAUCAAGAACAGGUAUCCCUUACCGAGGAUUGAUGACUUGUUCGACCAACUUCGAGGGGCAAUAGUAUUCUCGAAGAUUGAUUUGAGGUCGGGGUAUCAUCAGUUGAAGAUCAAGGAAAGUGACAUACCUAAAAGUGCGUUCCGCACUAGGUACGGUCACUACGAGUUUCUUGUGAUGUCAUUUGGUUUAACCAACGCACCGGCGACAUUCAUGGACUUGAUGAACCGUGUGUUUAGUGAAUACUUAGAUCAAUUUGUGAUAGUAUUCAUUGACGACAUCUUGAUAUACUCCAAGAGCGAGGAAGAGCACGAACACCAUUUGAGGCUUGUACUUGAUCGGCUAAGGGAAAAGCAACUCUUCGCCAAGUUCUCCAAAUGCGAAUUUUGGCUCAAAGAGAUUGGUUUCCUCGAUCAUGUCAUAUCCGGUUCGGGUGUUGCUGUGGAUAACGCCAAGAUAAAAGCGAUCAUGGAUUGGGAGAGACCUAGGAAUGCGAAGGAGAUACGUAGUUUCCUUGGCUUAGCGGGAUACUAUCGUAAAUUUGUUGAAAAAUUCUCCGUAUUGGCGUCUCCAUUAACGAAGCUCACAAAGAAAGGGGCCAAGUUCAUAUGGGACGACAAGUGCGAGAAGGGGUUCCUAGAAUUGAAGAAACGACUUACCGAAG